AUGGUGGCGUCCGAGCAACUGUCGCCCCAGGAGCUGCACCGACGCGAGCGCAACCGAAGCAAAGUGCGCCGGAGCUAUUACCGCAAAAUUUUCAAUCUGAAUGAGCUGCGAGCGCAAGUGGAGACCCUCGAAGACGAAUACGAGCGGCUGCUGCUGGCGCAGGAGCGCAGAGCGGCUUUCCACGCGGCACAGGCCUUCAGUGAGACGUUGAACGAGUCCGACACGCAGUCGCUGUUGGACAUGACGUUGGAGCCUUUGGAGGAGCUUGAAUCUCUCGGUGAGUUGGAGACCGUCGAACCACUGCCACUGGUAGCGGCGGACGAGCCUCCUGCUAGUCGAGAGAAGCGGCUGUUACAGCUGGCACGUGUGCGGAAAACGCUGUACGAAGAGAAUGAGUCGCUGCGAGACCGAGAAAUGACCUUCGCCAAGGCUUACGGAAGUCUUCAACACCUCAUGGAUGUUCACGCUGAAGACGAUGACGAGAACAACACCAUGUCGAAGCGCACACAGCUCAUGGUCUGGAGGAAAUUCAAAAUUAACGAAUGCCUCGAGAUCAACCGCGUCGCGUACGGCCGAAUAAUGGCGGACAUCGAGAAACAGCGCCAUAAACCGCACAAAGGGACAACUUUCGGCUGGACGGACCGGAGGAGACUCGAUGACGGCGUCAUGAGCUACUGUUUCUCCAAGUUAUUUGCCAAUCGAUCGUCCGCAGAGCUGGCUGAGAAUACGUGGCAGCUCGCCACAGACAUGAAGAGCACGAGCCGCUUCUUCUCCGUGUUCCUGAACGUGGACGUGCACAUCGUGCAACAUGUUGACAUGAACAACGUCGUGUGUAUGCGCACCGUGAACCAGGCGGAUCACGAUGUGGUGCUGAAAAGCCUCUAUUUACUCACCCGCUUCGAAACGGAGAAGGGAAUCAUUAUACUCGUACAUGGACUGGAUCCCUCGCGACUCGAGGACGAUUUCACUACACUCGCGAUGGUGGGGAAGGCUGAGAUGUGGCAGGACGACUUUCGCUGGAUACUGCUGGAAGACGAAGAGGGUGGGUGUCGUAUGUCCUAUGGAGGGUCAGUGUUGGUAGAACAUCCAUGGGAGCAGUUUUGGCUCUGCGAAGUGUUGUUGUUGACGUUGCGCUGGGAGAGUUCUGUCGUCGCGCCACUCUUCUCGCUACGGUGCAAUUAA
This is a messenger RNA of Phytophthora nicotianae INRA-310, 1182 nucleotides long. RefSeq lists its product as hypothetical. Lineage: Eukaryota; Oomycota; Peronosporomycetes; Peronosporales; Peronosporaceae. The transcript is spliced from 3 exons. The record is from RefSeq and is a predicted model, not a curated record. The coding region runs from base 1 to 1182 and encodes 393 amino acids.